AUGGGAAACUGUGGUAGCCGCGAGGUACCUGCGGUCGCGGUCCCGGAGCGCACCGCCCUGGCGCCCUCGCGCCCAAAGACGAGCGCCAACGCCUCGACGAGGGCGCGCUCCUCCUCCUCGUCCAGCCGCGCAAGCGUUGGCAAGGUGGCCGCGGCGGGCGAGCCAGGCCGCAGCGAGGAGGAGUGGAGGGAGGUGAUCCGGGCGGAGGACCUUGCCGCCUUUGGCUCCAACGAGCCCGGCUCGGCUGCUGCCGCCGCCCACUCGGCGCAGCUCGGCGUGACGAUUGAGUAUCUGCUCGAGUUUACGCGUGAGCACAACUGCUGGCAUUUUCCGACGUGGAAGGUGGUGACGGACAUCAUCAAGCCGGCGACACGCGCGCGGCGGCAGCGUUUCGCCGAGCUGGAUGCGGUGCAGGCCACCGGCGCCGUCGGUCGCGCGGACACGUUUGCGUCGCACUGCUGGGGAGCGCUGUGGGGCUUGCUGGUCGCGUCGCUGGCGGAUCAGGCAGACGUGCGGCGGCGGGUGUGGGUGGACGUGUUCGCGGUGCGGCAGUGGGCUGGGAACGAGGCGGACCACGCCUACGACGCGGUGGUGCCGCACUGCACCUCCUUCGCCAUCUGCUGCCAGGCAUCAUGA
Emiliania huxleyi CCMP1516 is the source of this 636-nucleotide messenger RNA. RefSeq lists its product as hypothetical. The coding region runs from base 1 to 636 and encodes 211 amino acids. Lineage: Eukaryota; Haptophyta; Isochrysidales; Noelaerhabdaceae. The transcript has a single exon. The record is from RefSeq and is a predicted model, not a curated record.